AUGCUCAUCCCAAGCCAAACUUCAGGCGCUAGUGCAACACUCUGCCCUCAUGGCUGGGAGGCCUUUACCCAUCCGGAAGGCGCUCUAUACUUCUAUAAUGCUGAGCGGAGAAUCUUCACAGAUGCCAAUCUGUACAAACACAAAAAUGUUGACGUCAUCACGACGUGCGCGGACCGUAUCUUCGAAAUCGCAAUGGCGCAAGACAUCGACUUGCCUGAAAACGUGGAACUCACUCUGGAGAUCAUGGACGAACGAAGGUCAGGGUUGUGGCGCUGCGGCUACUACUUUGCAGAUCCCUCGAAUCGCAGCAUAUUUUGGGUACACCCUUUUCAAGCUGAACCAAUGUUCGGCAACGUCAAAGGGGUCAAAUCUCCAGGGCAUAUUAAAUAUGCCAUUGAGUCUCAGUACUGGAUGCACUGCGAGUUCUUUCCCAACAAUCGAAGUAUCGACGAGCCUCUCUUUCUUGAAGUCAAGGAAAUUAUCGUGCAUGCGAUAUCAGAGACUAUUACGUCUGAUACCUCGCUUGUACCCUUUGGUCGGGACGACUUGAGCAAGAUGUUGGAGAUUACCAGCUGUCUUGAAGGAAGUGUCAAUCAAAUUCGCCCUCAUUCAAUGUGUGUCCUGGCGCGCUCCAGGUUUUUCAACUUCUGUGGGCAAGUCGGGGCUCGUUUGGAUGCUGACCAAACUGUCUACCUCAAAGGCCGGCGCCGGAGAUCCAUCCUCCUCAACAUAGCGUCUCCCCUUCUUUUCGGCGCACCAUACAUCCACGCUCAAGGCUUGAACGCCAUAUGUGUUGACCAGCUCGUAAAUCACAUCUCGUGGAAGCGGUUCAUUGACAAGCUCAACUCGGAGUGGGAGGCAUUCACCCUAUACUCCACAAUUAUCUUGAAUGCUAAUAUCGCCUUCCUCGCUGUCCCUAACGUCAACCAUGCCGCCCGAAUAUCCAGCUAUGUAUCCACUGUCAGCAGCGUCGGCGCGAUCAUCCUAGGCUUGCUUCUCAUGCGUCUAAAUCGCACGCAUAAACGAGACUCUGCAGAGGAUGCCGUUAUUUUUAUGACAAGAAUAACACAUUCCUUGUCUGGAAAAGAGAUGCUGGCCAUCGUCUACAGCAUGCCUUACGCGUUCCUCUUGUGGGGCAUUAUCUUCUUCGUCCUUGCAUUCGCCUCCCUGGUUUUCCAGUACUCAGAUGAUAUAACACGUGUCCUGGUUGGCUGUGCAGUUGGCUUGGUGACGCUCUUCGUGAUAUGGGCGGUGUGGGAUUCACACACCGCCCUAUGGUGGCUGUAUCCAAUCAGGCAACGAAUCAAGAGGAACUUUCAGUAUUGGGCUAUGCGCAACCGCAUCUUUGGCAAAGUCACGCAUCAGCCGUCUGCGCGCCCUUCUCGGGAGGAAGGUGCAUUGAUGCCGCCAGACAACGACUCUGAAUCGGUAGCGACAGACUCAGAUUCGGAAGACUAG
Molecule: messenger RNA, 1458 nt
Organism: Suillus clintonianus
Lineage: Eukaryota; Fungi; Basidiomycota; Agaricomycetes; Boletales; Suillaceae
Exons: 10
Coding region: 1-1458 (485 amino acids)
Source: RefSeq, a predicted model, not a curated record